ACAAAAAAUAUUGGUUAAAUGUUAUACAAAAGAUGUUUACAUGCAUCUGUUCUUAUAGAAAACAAACUAUAUAUAAUAGGUGGAAAAGGUUCCGGAAAUCAAAUAUUAUCUUCUUGUGAAAUUUAUGAUAUAGAAAGUGGUAAAAAAGAAGAAUUAAAUAGUUUAAAUGAAGCAAGAUGUAACUUUUAAGCAAUUGUUUUGUAGGAUUUUAUUUAUGUUUUUGGAGGAGUAAAUGAAAAAGGAGAAACUCUAGGAAAUGUUGAAAGAUACUGACUUAAAAAAAAAAAUAUGGGAAACUUUAAAAUGUAUUUUUUGGAAAGAUUUAAAAUAAUUUUAUAUACAUAAAUACUCUUUUUUUGAAGCAGUUUUAAUUUUUAACGAUUCAAAUAAUAAAUUUAAAUGCGCAUUUUUUAAUGCAUUAUUAAAUUGCUUUUAAGAAAUAAUAAUUGAAUUUUUCUCUUUUAAGGGAGGUAUAUAAAGUUUAGGGGUAUUUUAAGAUGAAUUAUGGAUUUUAGGAGAAGACUAAGGAAAUUUCUAUAUUUGUGCUUAUUCUUUAAAAAAUGGCAAAGAACUUAAAAGAUAUGUUAUUUUUCUUAGGCAUGGGAAAAUUGGAGAAUUUUAUUCAGCACAGUUUGAAU
Molecule: messenger RNA, 638 nt
Organism: Ichthyophthirius multifiliis
Lineage: Eukaryota; Ciliophora; Oligohymenophorea; Hymenostomatida
Exons: 1
Molecular function (GO): protein binding
Source: RefSeq, a predicted model, not a curated record